This is a messenger RNA of Coffea eugenioides, 3462 nucleotides long. RefSeq lists its product as uncharacterized. The transcript is spliced from 14 exons. Gene Ontology annotation, molecular function: protein binding. Bases 40 to 3261 code for a protein of 1073 amino acids. Gene Ontology annotation, biological process: regulation of cell cycle. NCBI's taxonomy places the organism in Eukaryota, Viridiplantae, Streptophyta, Magnoliopsida, Gentianales, Rubiaceae. The record is from RefSeq and is a predicted model, not a curated record. Gene Ontology annotation, cellular component: nucleus.
GUAGAAUAGAAUAGACGACGAUCAAUUACGCCGUCAACAAUGUCAGAAGCCGGAGAGGAGAAAUCGGACGGUCUGGAGAUCAUAUCAAUCGGCAAGCUUUAUAGUGGUUCUUGGGAAAAGAAGUACUGGAGCUGCUCUAGGGGUAAAGAUCGUUAUCCUUAUCCAGUUGGAUUUAAAGCUGUUCGGACACAAAAUGGGAUCAAAUACAGGAUGGAAAUUUGUGAAGGUGUCAAAGGGCCGCUAUUUAAGAUUGGUUCUACUGAUGGACUGUCAUGCUCCGGUCAAACUCCAGAUAUUGCAUGGGAGAGUUUUCAGAAAAAAAGAAGCUCUCGUGUAAAGUUUUUGCAUGGGAAGAGAUUCUCAUGCAAGAUUGAUGGCAUGGAGUUUUUUGGGUUCAAGAAUGCAUCCGUCCAAAGGUUACUGAGGGAAUUAAUGGCAAAUGCUGGAGGCAUUGUAGAACAAAAUUUGCUUCCAUCUGAAUUUUGCUCUGAGGCUUCUGAGACAAGAAUUCCAAUUCAGCUAACUCAUUUCAGUUUGGAUCAUGAUAUGCUAUUGGGAAAACCACAGGUCACGGGGAAGAGAAGCAGGAAAGAGAAAAUGAUCAAAGCUACAUCGCAGAGUGUGACAGAUCUUAAAAGAAUUCGACCUCAAAAUGGGGAACAUGAUGUUGUUGCUUCAAGUAAUGGGCUGACGGGUCAAGAGGAUUGUAGUGACAGGCUUCACUUGAUAAUUCCUACUUUGAAAGAACAUCAUCUGAGCAAGAGUGCAAGAGAUUUCCAGAGAUCAACAAACUUGGACCCCGUGAUUGAGGAAGAACUUGUAGCUUCAGUACAAGAUCAUCGACUGUUGAAUUCUUUUGAUUUAUCUGAUGAUCUGAAAGUUGAUGGUCACAUUCCACUUGAACAAAGCAAGCCUAUUAGCUCUGGAAUUUCUACAACCAUUGGAGAAGAGGGCAACUUGCCUGAAGACAAAGAACAUCUUGACAGAUCAAAAGUUUCAGCUGGACUCCAGUUUAAUUGCUCCAUAGGAGAAGAUGAAGAAAGGGAGAGAAUAUGUCCUAAAACAAUCCAUGAUGCUGAACUUUGUGUGCCUAAUACAUUAGAUCACCCGCCAGAUGAUUUGUCUAAUUCUUUUGCCCAUCAAGUUAAAAAAGAAGUACCGACAAAAUAUUCCCCCAAGUUGGACAAUGCAAUUGCCACUGACAAGGCCAUUCUUGAGGAUUUAGCAACAGAGUCUGAGUCACUUCGAGAAGAUGAGAUUAGCACAUCUAAUUCAAAUGUCAGUUCCGGGAAAGGUGAUUUAGAUUCAGUUGGUCAGGAUAUUGCCAAAUCAAUGAUGACAGUCCUGCUUCCUCGAGCCCUUCCUCUGCUCAACACAUUUUCAAGAAAGAAAAAGAAAAAUCUUAAGCCUUCAGAAAUGUCUGCCAUUGUAACCACGUCUGAAAAUGAAAAGAUUGACAGAAUAGCUAUUCCUGUCAGAGAGCUUCCAGAAACUGCAGAAUUGGACCAGAAUAAGGAGGACCAAAUUUCUUCUAGGAAUCUAGAAUAUGAUGGUCGUAUGAAAUCUGUUGUUCCUGAUAGCUUCGAUGACAGUGGAAGUGGAGAUCUUCUGAUAGAUAAUCUGCGCCUUCUUGAGACUGCAGAUAGGAAAACAAGUCCUCACUGCAACAGAGAAUUGGCUUUGAAUCAUGGGAUUGAUAUCUGCAAUGACUCAACAUCUAAAGCUUCUUUAGGAUCCACAUUUCCCAGUAAAAAUGAUGCCUUCACAAGCUUCAGUGAGAAGUCUUUGUGUAUUCAAAAACAGACUAUGAAGGACGACACCAAGACUUGUCCUGAUUAUAGUGAAGACAUUCUUGAUUUAACUACGUCAUUUUUAGACCAAGAACUUGCUGAUCUUGAUAUUCCCACAUCGAAUUCGCUGAUCCAGAGGGUGAAUUCUGAUAAUGUGGCACAAAAGCAUGAAGCCAAAGAUUGUUCAAAAAUGAAUAAUAAUGCAACUUCCCUCCUUAAUGCCAAGCUGGAAGAGGUUCUCAAGCUUGUUGGCUGCUAUAUCCACCCGAUGCCAGUUUUAUCUGUGCUAUUGAGAAUGGUAGGGAAGGAAAUCUAUAUAUGUGCGCUUUGUGGCUCCCUUGCACAAGAGGACAAGAUUCUCUUUGUCUACAGUACUCCAGUUACUGGAGAAAAGACAGGAUCCCCUUCUUUUGUUGGUCAUGCAUCAGUUAUCUUGGAUGAUGCCUUUGGGAGAAAUAUUGCUGUGGAUAAUUCUUGUUUGCAUUUCACUCCAGAUGGACAAUCUCUUGUUCUACUGAAUAGCAUAAAAGUGCCCUGCUGCAGGGAGGGUAACAUUCAUUGUCCUUGCCAGUUAUGUACUUCAGAUUGUUUUGAAAAGAAUGCAGUAAAAAUUGUGCAUAUAAGAGUUGGCUAUGUCUCAGUGAUCAACAAACUUAAAACUGCUCAAACUGUAUGCUGUAUACUAGUUUGUGAGCCUAAUCAUCUUGUUGCUGCUGAAGAGAGUGGGAAGCUCUGCCUUUGGGUCAUGGACUCAACAUGGAGUUCGCAGUUGGAGGAAUGUCAUUUACCUGUGGCAGAUAACUGGCCGCCUUCUCCUGUUGAACUGAAGAAACUUCCAAAAUCUGCUUCUUUAAUUAUUGGUCAUAACGGAUUUGGCGAGUUUAGCAUAUGGGAUAUUAAAAAACAGAUUCUCGUAUUGAAGUUUUCUGGUCCGAGCACUACAAUCUCUAAAUGCAUUCCAAUUAGCUUCUUUCAGUGGCAAAGAAAAGGCAAUGUUCCCCCUUACUACAACCAGGAAGAGCUUAUCAACGAGGUUCUAAAUGCAACAGAAAUGUGGUUCUCUGGAGAAGAUAGCGAACUGGUCCGACCAAUAGAGGCUGAAGAUCUGGCCAUCUGGCUUCUUGUCUCAACUGUGUCAUGUCUUGACUUCCAACCUAGCUAUAAAUCAGGUGAUUGGCAGAUGGACUCAGUUGGAUCUUGGAAGCUUGCUCUCCUGGUUAAAAACACAGUGGUGAUGGGAAGUGCAUUGGAUCUUAGGGGUGUUGCAGCUGGUGCAUCACUUGGUCAUGGAAUUAUUGGUAGAUCUGAUGGGCUAGUUUACAUGUGGGAACUUUCUACAGGAAUUAAAGUUGGUAAUCUACAUCAGUUCAAAGGUAGCGGAGUGUCAUGUAUAGCAACUGAUAUGUCAAAACCUGGAGCUUUGGCUGUUGCAAGCGAUGGAGGUGAAUUGCUAGUAUAUGUGUACCUGUGAAGGGCUUCUGCCGAUUGGCGGAUGCAGCUUUAAAAUGAAGAGCCAGUCAUUAACCUUUCCUGCUCCAGAUUUAAUCUUUAUCAUCUUAGAAACAAAAUCAAUCAGAAAUUAUGAUGUCUGAAGCCUGAACUCAGUCUAGAAGUAUACAUGAAAUAAGUGUAGCAAAUUUGGAAGUUCAGAAUUUUUCUUCUUAUCCUCCAA